Messenger RNA from Oncorhynchus mykiss (rainbow trout), 1188 nucleotides. NCBI's taxonomy places the organism in Eukaryota, Metazoa, Chordata, Actinopteri, Salmoniformes, Salmonidae. The record is from RefSeq and is a predicted model, not a curated record.
CACUAAGGCUGGGUCACAUGGUGGCCAGUGUUUCUAAUCCAUUGUGGUUGACUUAUAGAGUUUCACUACCUAAAGUCACACAGACGUAGGACAGUGCAGUGAGAAGACACAGGUACAUUAGAGUUGAGGUUAGAAGUAGAAGUUACUGUAUCUGACCACAAGUGUUUAAAGAUGUCAGAGGGAGUCAAUGAAAUCUCAGAUAGAUUUGAAGACGAUGAGCCUGAUGCAGUGAAGAACACAGACAUUGAUGACCAAAAUUAUUCCAACGUAAGAGCCUUCAAGUCCAGUCCAAGAGAUGGAGUUGUUGUUUCAGUACAUGUUCAGUGGUGGAAGAGACCCUCUGGAGUUGCUGCAGUGUGUCUGGGGCUGCUGUGUGUUCUCCUACUGGCUGGGACCAUAGGCCUGUCUGUCUACUAUGGAGACAUUGGUCACCAGCUACAGUCCAGUUACAACAUCCUGACUAAAGAGAUAGACCAGCUACAGACCUGUUACAACAACCUGACUAAGGAGAGAGACCAGCUACAGACCAGUUACAACAACCUGACUAAAGAGAGAGACCAGCUACAGACCAGUUACAACAACCUGACUAAAGAGAGAGACCAGCUACAGUCCAGUUACAACAACCUGACUAAAGAGAGAGACCAGCUACAGUCCAGUUACAACAACCUGACUAAAGAUAGAGACCAGCUACAGACUGAGAGAGAUUUUCUUAGUGGGAGGUCUACCAAUCUCAAACAAACCUGUCCUGAAGGCUGGCAGAAGUUUGAAUCCAGUUGGUACUUCCUGUCUACUGAGACUAAAACCUGGAAGGAGAGCAGAGAGGACUGUCUGGAGAGAGGAGCAGACCUGGUGAUCAUAAACAGCGAUAAGGAACAGGAGUUUCUCUUCAAACUCAAGAAGAGAGUAUGGAUUGGUCUGACUGACUCUGUCACUGAGGCGACCUGGAGAUGGGUGGACGGCACCCCACUGACCACCCCAAGGUACUGGUCUCCAAAUCAGCCUGAUAAUGGUGAUGGCAAUCCAGAAUAUGAGCCUAAUAGAUCAGGGAAGAGACCCUUCCUAGUUGCUGCAGUGUUUCUGGGGCUGCUGUGUGUUCAACUGGCUGGGAUCAUAGGCCUGUCUGUCUACUGUGAGUUUGUGUCCAAGUUCAUUGAUUAUCACCUAGUUGUAAGACGUGCUGGUUAUUAG